AUGGCUUCAACCCAUGGACAAACUUGUGGCCUCCUCCGUCUUCCCAAUGAGCUCCUACUCUGGAUAUACGAAUCGCUGGACUGCUACACUGAUGUUUACGAACUGUCACACACUUGCCGUCGAUUGAGAGAUGUUUAUAUCAAUACGGGAAGGAGAGGCCUUCUGGAGAAAGUUGUUCGGAAUAAUCAAGAAUUCAGAUAUCCGUUUCCGCCCAAAGACUUACAUCGAGUGAGCCCCUCGGUUUACGCGUUCCACUCUCAGUUUAUCAAGGUGGACUACGAUUCACUUCCACCUGAGUUACGAAGCAAAGGCACGAUCCGCGAUACGCUUUACGGCAAACACCAUCUACCAGCCGAUGAAUUUGGAAAGUCGCUGCACGAGUUCCUAGACCAAUUCGAAGGCGUGAGAAACAAAUGGGCGGAUAUGGCGUACAGCUAUAUUUCGAAGAGUAAAUUCCGCUGGGAAUUUAUUGAGGUCGUCGAGUUGAGCGCACGCUACCAGAAGGCCCUACAUAAUGCUCUGAAGGAAAAGCCACACAGUUUGUUCGAAAGCACAACGCUCGUGGCUCUUGCUCUGCGUUGCCUCGUUCUGGCAAUUGACCUCGGUCGAUUCUUCGAUCAUAGCGGAGACCUUCCUAACAAAACUAGUCGUCAUGUUCUGGUGCAUGAAGGUGGCAUCGUGAGACCUAGACCUGACCGAGAAACGGAGGGUGUGCUGCCCAAAAUCGAGUUUUCUGAUGACAGACAGGACUUCUUAUCACAACCGUACCAGGAACCUGAUGCUGACGGGAAGGACGACUUGUUAUCGAUGCUUACCUUUGUCGUUCAGAUGAUGCUGAUGCAAAUGGUUGAGAACCGCGCACAUUCGUGGCUAGCCAACAUCCUCACGCUUUGCAUCAUGUCCCGUCUGCCCAAAAUCUUCGAAGGAGGGCGCUGGCGGCGUCGCCCGCCAGCCAUGUGGCUGAUGUGGCCCACGCUGGGAGAUACCCUCGCCAAACUCUUCAAGGAACUCUGCAGGCAUCACGAGAGGCUUAUUGAAACCAGCCCACUGAGCCAUGACUGGAACGAAGACCAGUACGAUUAUGAGUCGGAGGUGGAAUAUGGGAUCUCUACCAAAUAUGCGCUUGAAUUGUACCACCUUUGGUUGGAAUAUGGCGAGGGUAAGCCGCCCAUGACUCCUCGAGUAUAUUACUCUAUCAGAUUGAGCACAACUAAUAGGAGUAUUGUCCUGCGCAGGAUUUCCGUUCGAGGCUUCGGUGGGUCACAGAUUUCCAACAGAGCACCCAAAACUGCAGGCACGAAUUGA
Aspergillus mulundensis is the source of this 1305-nucleotide messenger RNA. RefSeq lists its product as uncharacterized. Bases 1 to 1305 code for a protein of 434 amino acids. The record is from RefSeq and is a predicted model, not a curated record. The transcript has 2 exons. Gene Ontology annotation, molecular function: protein binding. NCBI's taxonomy places the organism in Eukaryota, Fungi, Ascomycota, Eurotiomycetes, Eurotiales, Aspergillaceae.